This is a messenger RNA of Talaromyces rugulosus, 546 nucleotides long. RefSeq lists its product as uncharacterized. The transcript has a single exon. Lineage: Eukaryota; Fungi; Ascomycota; Eurotiomycetes; Eurotiales; Trichocomaceae. Bases 1 to 546 code for a protein of 181 amino acids. The record is from RefSeq and is a predicted model, not a curated record.
AUGUCAUCUCCAUCACCAAUGAUACCACGACCGAAGCGGGUUGUCACUGGAUAUGACGGUCGAGGAAAAAGUGUCAUCCAAACCGUUGACCAAGGUAGAUGGACCGAAGUCCAGGAGGGCAAGGCUCUGUGGAAUGUCAUGUGGUCAACAACCACCUUCCCCAUCGAUAGUGCCAAGGACGAUGCCCUGGAACGGGAAAAAGAUGAAAAGGUCAUGUCCCUCUCCCUUCCCAACGGCACAGUUCUGAGGAUGGUGGACAGAGCACCGGGGACUCAGUCUGCCAUGCACCGAUCCCAGACUGUGGAUUACGGGGUGGUUCUGGAGGGGGAAAUGGAGAUGGUCAUGGACUCGGACGAGUCUGUCGUUUUGCGUCCCGGAGAUGUUUGCAUUCAGCGGGGGACACUGCAUCAGUGGAGGAACACAACGUCCAAAUGGAACCGUAUGAUUUUUGUCUUGAUGGAUGCUGAACCGUUGGCUGUUGGUGGGGAACUGCUGAAAGGAGAAUCAGGAUAUGAGGGAGUUAAGGGAGUGGGAAGUCGACUGUGA